AUGGGGCUGCUUCUAUCCAAGAGGGACAUCAAGAGGACUCCCACGGUUGUUCUGAUGGGCUUGGGCUCAUCUGGAAAGUCCACCCUGCUCUUCAGGCUCAAGACAGGGUUGGUGAUGGAUACUUCCCCCACCGUGGGCUUCAACGUGGUGACCCUGGAUCUGAACAAGAAAACGGCCUUGACAGUGUGGGAUGUGGGCGGACAGGGGGAGAUGAGGGUCAACUGGAGGUACUACCUGGAGGGCUGUAAGGCUAUGGUGUUCGUGGUGGACAGUAGUGACCGGGCCAGUAUAGGGGAUGCUCAGAAGGCUCUGAAGAAUGUUCUGUCCGACAUCAACAUGAAGGGAAUACCUCUGAUGGUGCUGGCUAACAAGAAGGACCUCCCCAACACCAUGAACAUCAGAGAGGUGUCCAACCAGCUGGAGCUGCCCAGCUACAAAGACCGAGCCUGGCAGAUCCAGGCAUGCAGCGGCCUGAAGGGAAUGGGGCUCCAGCAAGCCUUCCUCUCUGUGGCCAAACUCAUCAAGAAGAGCUGAGAGGAGACACGUCAGUGGAGAUAUCACUGUGUGAGAGACACUUGACAAGUCGGAGAUACUGACCAUAUAGUGCACUACCUUAAAAUAGAACAAUAAAGUACCUCAGAAGUAGUGCACUAUAAAGGGAAUAGGGUGCCAUUUGAAAUGCAGAUUAU
Molecule: messenger RNA, 689 nt
Organism: Oncorhynchus keta (chum salmon)
Lineage: Eukaryota; Metazoa; Chordata; Actinopteri; Salmoniformes; Salmonidae
Gene: arl11
Product: ADP-ribosylation factor-like 11
Exons: 2
Coding region: 1-534 (177 amino acids)
Biological process (GO): intracellular protein transport; vesicle-mediated transport
Cellular component (GO): cytoplasm
Molecular function (GO): GTPase activity; GTP binding
Source: RefSeq, a predicted model, not a curated record